AUGGUUCCGAAGAUGCAGACCGCAUGUUCGUUAGCUGUCCCUUCUCUUCCACUAUAUGGAAAAGAGUCCCCAGCUCUUGCUGGCCUGAAUUUGGAUCUUUUUCUUGUUUUACAGGUUGCAAAUGCAAAUGUCUCAUUGAAACGUCUGGAGGAACUAUUCUUAGGUGAAGAAAGAAUUCUUAUGCCAAACCCUCCUCUUGAGACAGGGCUUCCAGCCAUAACGAUCAGGAACGGAUACUUUUCCUGGGAUUCUAAGGCAGAGAAGCCUACAUUGUCAAAUAUCAAUUUGGAUAUACCAGUUGGUAGCCUUGUGGCAGUUGUUGGCAGUACUGGGGAAGGAAAAACGUCAUUGAUAUCGGCAAUGCUUGGGGAGCUACCUCCUGUUUCAGAUGCUACUGCUGUGAUUAGGGGAACUGUUGCAUAUGUCUCACAAAUUUCAUGGAUUUUCAAUGCAACUGUACGUGACAAUAUAUUAUUUGGAUCUGUUUUUGAGAAAGCACGAUAUGAAAAGGCAAUAGAAGUGAGUGCACUUCAGCAUGACCUUGACUUACUGCCUGGAGGUGAUCUCACAGAGAUUGGUGAAAGAGGGGUGAAUAUAAGUGGCGGGCAGAAGCAAAGAGUUUCCUUGGCUAGAGCUGUCUACUCCAAUUCAGAUGUUUACAUAUUUGAUGACCCUUUAAGUGCUCUUGAUGCUCAUGUGGCUAGACAGGUUUUCGAUAAAUGUAUCAAGGAUGAACUGCGAGGAAAGACUAGAGUGCUUGUCACAAACCAGCUACACUUUCUCCCACAUGUUGACAGGAUUCUUCUGGUUCAUGAAGGCAUGGUGAAAGAGGAGGGAACCUUUGAGGAACUUACUAACAACGGGUUGUUGUUCCAAAAUCUAAUGGAAAAUGCAGGUAAAAUGGAAGAAAAUGUGGAAGAAAGUGUGGAAGAAAAAGAAGAAGCCAAAGACAAUGACGAAAAAAUCUCAGAACCUGCUGCCAAUGGGAAAAUGAAUGGGAUGUUGAAAAUUGAAAGCGGUACAAAUAAAAGGAAAGAAGGAAAAUCUGUUCUUAUCAAGAAGGAGGAACGUGAAACUGGCGUAGUUAGUUGGAAUGUUCUAACAAGGUAUAAAAAUGCCUUAGGUGGUGCAUGGGUGGUUAUGAUACUCUUUUUCUGCUACGUAUCAGCGGAAGCUCUUCGAGUUUCAAGUAGCACUUGGUUAAGUAUCUGGACAGAUCAAAGCUCCUCAAAUAGAUAUGGUUCUGGAUUCUACACUCUUGUUUAUGCACUUCUAUCUUUUGGCCUGGUACUAGUGACACUGGCAAACUCUUAUUGGUUGAUCACUUCAAGUCUUUAUGCAGCAAAAAGGUUGCAUGAUGCCAUGCUUCAUUCUAUAUUAAGAGCUCCAAUGGUGUUCUUCCAAACCAACCCUAUUGGACGGAUUAUCAAUAGGUUUGCCAAGGAUCUAGGCGAUAUAGAUCGCAAUGUUGCUGUGUUUGGUAAUAUGUUUCUUGGUCAAGUGUCACAGCUCCUUUCAACUUUUGUCCUGAUAGGCAUAGUGAGCACCAUAUCCCUUUGGGGCAUACUGCCACUUCUGGUGUUGUUUUAUGCUGCCUAUCUAUAUUAUCAGAGCACAUCACGUGAAGUAAAACGUUUGGAUUCCAUAACUAGAUCUCCUGUAUAUGCACAAUUUGGGGAGGCAUUAAAUGGUCUACCAACAAUUCGUGCAUACAAAGCCUAUGAUCGGAUGGCCAACAUCAAUGGGAAAUCCAUGGAUAAUAAUGUCAGAUUCACCCUUGUGAAUAUGAGUUCGAACCGCUGGCUUGGAAUCAGAUUGGAAACAUUGGGAGGCCUUAUGAUCUGGUUUACCGCAACAUUUGCUGUUAUGCAGAACCAACGGGCAGAAAACCAGGUGGCAUUUGCAUCAACAAUGGGUCUUCUUCUUAGUUAUGCUUUAAAUAUCACAAACUUGUUAACUGCCGUCUUAAGACUUGCAAGUUUGGCUGAGAACAGUUUUAAUUCUGUUGAGCGGGUGGGCACAUAUAUAGAAUUGCCUCCCGAGGGUCCUGCUAUUAUUGAGAGUAAUCGCCCUCCACCUGGCUGGCCAUCAUCAGGAACCAUCAAGUUUGAGGAUGUUGUCCUACGCUACAGGCCUGAGCUUCCUCCUGUCCUCCAUGGUUUGUCUUUCAUGAUUUCUCCCAGUGAGAAAGUGGGGAUAGUUGGAAGGACUGGAGCUGGAAAAUCUAGCAUGCUCAAUGCUUUAUUUAGGAUAGUAGAACUGGAAAGGGGAAGGAUUAUGAUUGAUGAUUGUGAUAUUGCAAAUUUCGGUCUGACAGAUUUGCGUAAAGUUCUUGGGAUAAUACCACAAGCACCUGUCCUUUUCUCAGGAACCGUCCGGUUUAAUCUUGAUCCUUUCACUGAGCACAAUGAUGCUGACCUUUGGGAGGCUUUGGAGAGAGCACAUCUAAAGGAUGUUAUUAGAAGGAAUUCUUUGGGUCUGGACACGGAGGUUUCUGAGGCUGGGGAAAAUUUCAGUGUUGGACAGAGGCAGCUGUUAAGUCUUGCUCGUGCUUUGCUGAGGAGAUCAAAGAUUCUUGUUCUUGAUGAAGCAACAGCAGCUGUUGAUGUUAGAACAGAUGCUCUUAUUCAGAAAACCAUUAGAGAUGAAUUUAAAUCAUGCACUAUGCUCGUAAUUGCUCAUCGACUAAACACAAUAAUUGAUUGUGACCGUGUCCUUCUACUUGAUGCUGGUCAGGUUCUAGAAUUUGAUUCCCCAGAGCAUCUCCUGCUAAAUGAAGGGAGUGCUUUCUCUAAGAUGGUCCAAAGUACUGGAGCCGCAAAUGCGCAGUAUUUACGGGGUUUAGUUCUUGGGGAAGGGGAGAACAGGUCAGGCAAUGCAGAGAUGAUGCAGCAAGAAGGACAAAGGAGAUGGCUAGCUUCUUCACGGUGGGCUGCUGCUACCCAGUUUGCACUUGCCAUGAGCCUGAGUUCGUCACAAAAUGAUCUCCAGCAGCUGUUGAUUGAAGAUGAAAAUAGCAUCAUCAGGAAAACCAAAGAUGCAGUCAUCACUCUGCAGGGUGUAUUAGAAGGGAAGCAUGACAAAGAUAUUGAUGAGUCCCUAAAUCAAUACCAAGUUCCUAGAGACAGAUGGUGGUCAGCACUGUACAAAAUGGUUGAAGGUCUUGCCAUGAUGAGUAGGUUGGCACGCAACAGGCUACAUCAAUCCGAGUAUGGUUUUGAAGAGAAAUCAAUCAAUUGGGACAGUAUUGAGAUGUAAUCACCCUAUAAAGAAAAAUAAAUGGUCGGGAAUAUAAAGGAAACCAAAUUGAAUAUGCUUCGGUCAUCACUACUGAAGAGGAAGAGGGGAGCAUGUCCUCUGUGUCAACUGUGAUGAUGCUACUUUCUGGUGACUAAAUUGCUGGAUAUUGACCACAGGAAAGGAAGUGGCUGGUCCUGCGGAUGGGCUGUACUGUGGAAUCCAAAAGGUUUAAUUAUUGUGUUAAUUUCCAGAUUUAGAUGGGUACAUCUGUCCUGCUCCCGUUUCACAGAUUGUCUGAGGCUGGUAUUAUUAAUCUAUUCUGUCAACAACUGUGUUAACAAAGUUCUCAGUAAUUGAUGGGAAAUAUUUAGGAGGCAAGUAGAUCUUAUAUUUAGCUGAUCUUAGUGUCACAGUCCACUUGAACUAAAUUUUGUUGUCAGAUACCUACUUGAUAUGCUGCCUGAAGUCUAACAAAGUUUGGUUUUACUUUCUUAUGUUUCAAAUUAAAACUUGAAAGUUCAUUUCUUUGAACAGUUAUGCAAACAAAACCAAUGUGGAGGAACUAGAAUUCUACCAAAGUAGCAGUAAUUUCUUGUUGAUGAAUGUUAUCUAUUAUUUAAAGCAAAA
This is a messenger RNA of Macadamia integrifolia, 3867 nucleotides long. Its product is annotated as ABC transporter C family member 2-like. Lineage: Eukaryota; Viridiplantae; Streptophyta; Magnoliopsida; Proteales; Proteaceae. Gene Ontology annotation, biological process: transmembrane transport. Gene Ontology annotation, molecular function: ATP binding; ABC-type transporter activity; ATP hydrolysis activity. Bases 1 to 3258 code for a protein of 1085 amino acids. Gene Ontology annotation, cellular component: membrane. The transcript is spliced from 13 exons. The record is from RefSeq and is a predicted model, not a curated record.